Molecule: messenger RNA, 3221 nt
Organism: Polyodon spathula (Mississippi paddlefish)
Lineage: Eukaryota; Metazoa; Chordata; Actinopteri; Acipenseriformes; Polyodontidae
Product: catenin alpha-1
Exons: 18
Coding region: 372-3092 (906 amino acids)
Biological process (GO): cell migration; cell-cell adhesion
Cellular component (GO): catenin complex; adherens junction; actin cytoskeleton
Molecular function (GO): structural molecule activity; beta-catenin binding; cadherin binding
Source: RefSeq, a predicted model, not a curated record
ACACGCGAACAAGCAGGACAAACAAACAAUAAAGGCAUAUUUCUCAAAGAGAGCAACAGAACAAGUUGUAGUCUGCCCUUAGUUCCUAACAGGUUUAGUUUGAUAAGUUUCCAUCGUUGUUGUGGUAUUUUAUUUUGGGCAGGGGUUGUUGGAUAAAAAAAAAGGGGAGGGAGGGUAACAGCUAUUCUGAUCCCAUUUCCUCUCUGAGUUGGAAGUUUGGAGCUGUGUAAGAAGUCGGAGUUACAGAGGACGGCUACCGAAACAGAUUGCCAAACUUUUAAGGAAAAUCUCAACAUUGUUGUUUUUUUUUCUCCUUUGAGUUUUGAAUUAACAGCAAGGUAGCUCGGGCUGUGUUUUGAGAUUUGUAGACCAUGACGACCAUCAACACAGCAAACAUCAACUUCAAAUGGGACCCAAAGAGUCUGGAGAUCAGGACACUGGCUGUGGAGCGGCUGCUGGAGCCUCUUGUCACUCAGGUGACCACCCUGGUGAACUCCAGCAAUAAGGGUCCCUCCAACAAGAAAAAGGGCCGUUCUAAGAAGGCACAUGUGCUGGCUGCCUCAGUGGAGCAAGCCACACACCACUUCCUGGAGAAGGGGGAUAAGAUUGCCAAGGAGAGCCAGUUUCUCAAGGAGGAGCUCAUUGCUGCUGUAGAGGAUGUGCGCAAGCAGGGAGAAGCGAUGAAGACUGCCUCUGGGGAGUUUGCAGAUGACCCCUGCUCGUCGAUGAAGAGGGGGAACAUGGUGCGAGCCGCCCGCGCCCUGCUGUCUGCCGUCACUCACCUCCUCGUCCUGGCAGACAUGGCUGAUGUCUACAAGCUUCUGGUGCAGCUCAAGCUGGUGGAGGAGAGUCUUGUAAAGGUCCGCAAUGCUGGCACGGAGCAGGAGCUCGGGAUACAGUACAAGGCGCUGAAACCUGAAGUGGAUAAACUCAGCCUGAUGGCUGCCAAGAGACAACAGGAGCUGAAAGAUGUUCACCACAAAGACCAGAUGGCAGCUGCCCGUGGGGUUUUGCAGAGAAACAUCCCCAUGCUGUACAUCGCCUCGCAAGCCUGCCUGCAGCACCCUGACGUGGCAGCUUACAAAGCUAACCGGGACCUGAUCUACAAGCAACUCCAGCACGCUGUCUCUGGGAUCUCCAGCGCAGCUCAGGCCACUGCCUCUGAGGACUCCGUCCUGACGCAGCCUGGGGGAGGUGGGGAGCUGGCCUAUGCGCUCAACAACUUUGAUAAACAAAUCAUUGUGGAUCCCCUGAGUUUCAGUGAGGAGCGUUUCAGGCCCUCCCUGGAAGAGCGUCUGGAGAGCAUCAUUAGUGGUGCGGCGCUGAUGGCUGACUCGUCCUGCACACGUGAUGACCGUCGGGAGCGCAUUGUGGCAGAGUGCAAUGCAGUGCGACAGGCCUUACAGGAUCUCCUGUCCGAGUACAUGGGCAAUACGGGCAGGAAAGAGAAGAGUGAUGCUCUCAACACAGCCAUCGACAAGAUGACCAAGAAGACCAGGGAUCUGCGUCGACAGCUGCGCAAAGCGGUCAUGGACCAUGUUUCGGACUCUUUCCUGGAGACCAAUGUUCCCCUGUUGGUCCUUAUUGAAGCUGCAAAGAAUGGCAAUGAAAAGGAGGUAAAGGAAUAUGCCCAAGUGUUCCGUGAACAUGCCAACAAGCUAAUUGAGGUCGCUAACCUCGCUUGUUCCAUCUCCAACAACGAGGAAGGUGUGAAACUGGUCCGUAUGGCUGCCUCCCAGCUGGAGACUCUCUGUCCUCAGGUGAUUAAUGCUGCCCUGGCUCUUGCUGCCAAGCCCAACAGUAAGGUGGCACAGGACAAUAUGGAUCUCUUCAAAGAGCAGUGGGAGAAGCAAGUGCAUGUACUCACUGAUGCUGUUGAUGACAUCACUUCCAUUGACGACUUCCUCUGUGUGUCUGAGAACCAUAUCUUGGAGGAUGUGAACAAGUGUGUGAUCGCGCUGCAGGAGAAGGAUGUGGAUGGUCUGGAUCGCACGGCUGGGGCCAUCAGGGGCCGUGCUGCCAGGGUUGUCCACGUUGUCACCUCUGAGAUGGACAACUACGAGCCUGGUGUCUACACAGAAAAGGUUAUAGAAGCCACUAAACUGCUCACCAAUACAGUGAUGCCCCGUUUCAGUGAACAGGUGGAGGCUGCGGUGGAAGCUCUGAGUGGUAACCCCUCUCAGAUACUGGAUGAGAACGAGUUCAUUGAUGCCUCGCGGCUUGUGUACGAUGGAGUACGGGACAUCCGGAAGGCAGUGCUCAUGAUCAGGACCCCAGAAGAACUGGACGACUCUGACUUUGAAACAGAGGACUUCGAUGUGAGGAGCAGGACAAGUGUCCAGACUGAGGAUGACCAGCUCAUUGCCGGCCAGAGUGCCAGGGCUAUCAUGGCUCAGCUUCCCCAAGAGCAGAAAGCCAAGAUCGCCGAACAGGUGGCCAGUUUCCAGGAGGAGAAGAGCAAAUUGGAUGCCGAGGUGUCCAAGUGGGAUGACAGUGGCAAUGACAUCAUCGUGCUGGCCAAGGAGAUGUGCAUGAUCAUGAUGGAGAUGACAGACUUCACCAGGGGUAAAGGGCCACUGAAGAACACAUCUGAUGUAAUUAGUGCUGCCAAAAAGAUUGCUGAAGCUGGUUCAAGGAUGGACAAGUUGGGUCGUACCAUUGCUGACCGUUGCCCGGACUCUGCCUGCAAACAGGAUCUGUUGGCAUACCUGCAACGUAUUGCUCUCUACUGCCAUCAGCUGAACAUUUGCAGUAAAGUCAAGGCUGAAGUGCAGAACCUUGGAGGAGAGUUGGUUGUGUCUGGGGUGGACAGUGCCAUGUCUCUGAUUCAGGCAGCCAAAAACUUGAUGAAUGCUGUCGUUCAGACAGUGAAAGCCUCUUACGUGGCUUCCACCAAGUACCAGAAAUCCUUGGGUAUGAAGUCCCUGAACCUGCCUGCUGUCUCCUGGAAAAUGAAGGCGCCUGAGAAAAAGCCCCUGGUAAAACGUGAGAAACCUGAUGAGAAAACUGCUAUGGUCAAGAGGGCGUCUCAGAAGAAAAACGUCAAUGUGGUGCAAGCCCUCAGCGAGUUCAAAGCUAUGGAUAGUAUUUAAUAGCCUGGGAUGACGUGAAAUGCUUGGUGUUGGCAGACAGGAGCGUGAAUUGUAUAGAGCAGGGCUUCUCGAACUCUGUCCUUGGGACCCCCUGUGGCUGCUGGUUUUCAUUCCAACUGAGCUCUUAAU